GUUUCGAAGAAGUAUGAUGCACCGGUAACGAGCGAUACGACCAGCAGGAAAUGUACAUCCAAAAGCAUGGAAGAUGGCGCGACGAUCACGCUGAACGGCGAUAGCACCUCGAGGGGCCAAAACCCCCAACGAGCGCGGGCAUCCUCCGCUUCGCAGCAGCAUAAGAGAAGCCCAUCCGGCGGGAUCCUAUCUAGACUUCCAUUUCUUCGCUCAAAUAUUGAAGGGCGGUCACCGACGUCGCCAACGAAGAAGUCAAUUGUCAAGGACCGAUUCGAGGCUGGUGAAGAGCCAUUGUUUCUCUCUCCUUCGCGACAGCCACACAGUCGGGAGAUGGAACCGUCGAUGGCGGCGGCUUUGCGCCAGCAUAAGUCUAGAAAAAGAAAGGGGAGUCUGAGAAAGGCGGCACUGCUGAGCACUGGAAGACUCAAGUUCGAGCGGCGACCGAGCGAGGAAUUGGAACGUGGCGAGCCUACGAAGUAUUCUAUGAAAACGGCUCACGAACCAAAGGAAACCACGUCGCCUUCGGAUAUAGACUCCUCAGGGACACAUUACGACGCGUCAGCAUCUUCUUCGGCAGCGACUAUUAGCGAGCCUUCCAAUUGGUCCCUCCCACCCUCAUCGCAAGUCCUCAAGUUAGACACAAUAACUCAAGCCAACGGCGGCCUUUCACCGCCCGCCGGCGCCCAAGACCUUAACCUGUUGUCACCCGAGUCAAUAACCUCACCAAUCUCCCGCUAUGCGUCCACGACCUCGGAUGAAGACGGUGGAAGCGGCAUUCACCUCUCCAUCGGUGCGUCCGCGGCGGAGCUUACUCGUCGCCGCUCGACAUUGCGGAAUCCUAUUUUGCCCUCUCCGGCACGGUCGCCUUCGAUCCCUCCACCGCAUUCUGCUGCCGACACGGAGUACUGGGGCUGGAUCAUUCUCUUCGUCACUUGGAUCGUAUUCGUUGUCGGUAUGGGCUCUUGUCUGGGCGUCUGGAGCUGGGCUUGGGAUGUGGGUGAGACGCCAUACGCACCUCCGGAGUUAGAAGAUGAUCCAACACUCCCGAUUGUUGGCUACUAUCCUGCGCUUAUUGUUUGUACUGGUGUCAUGGCCUGGGUGUGGUGUUUGGUUGCAUGGAUAGGCAUGAAGUACUUCCGGCACGCGAGAUUUGACGCCGGAGGGGGUAGUGACGAAGGAGAUUAAAGUGCAUGUCCUCAAAAUCAUUGCAUUUUAGCGGUCCUUUUGCAAGUAAUUUUGGUCCGUAGGUCUAUGUAUUGUCGAUGAUACCCCAUGCAUACACGCGUGCUCUGAACACUACUCUCUACUUUGGCUCCGGUGGCUAUGAUAAAGACCAAGAUUGGCGUAAUUUUCGC
Messenger RNA from Verruconis gallopava, 1355 nucleotides. RefSeq lists its product as uncharacterized. The coding region runs from base 67 to 1185 and encodes 372 amino acids. The transcript has a single exon. The record is from RefSeq and is a predicted model, not a curated record. NCBI's taxonomy places the organism in Eukaryota, Fungi, Ascomycota, Dothideomycetes, Venturiales, Sympoventuriaceae.